GAGCGAAAAGAAAACAAAAAGCUCUAAAUAGAUAGUCGGCCGUCCAUCGUCCACACCCAAAGCUGAAGCGAACGAAGGAAACGAAAAUGGAGGCGAAUAUUGGGAAAUUCUUUGAGUCGGUUGGCAAUUUCUUCACUGGUAGUGAACAGAUCCCAUGGUGCGAGCGCGACAUCAUCGCCGGAUGUGAAAGAGAAGUUGCUGAGGCUCAGAAAGGUUCCAAUGAUGAGUUUUUCAAAGAAUGUCUCAUGCGACUGUCAUGGUCUCUUGUUCAUUCAAGGCAUCCAGAAGAUGUGCUACGUGGAAUAGCCAUGCUUGAAGCUUCUGUAAGUGAUGCUAAUAGCAACCCUCUGCAAUUGAGAGAGACUAUAUAUCUUCUUGCUGUUGGGUAUUACAGAAGUGGUGACUAUUCUAAGAGUAGGGAACUUGUUGAACAGUGUUUAAUGAUUGCACCUGCUUGGAGACAGGCACUGACCCUUAAGAAAAUGAAUGAAGACCGGAUCAAAAGAGAUGGUGCGAUAGGGAUAGGUAUUGCUGCAACUGCUGUUGGACUCAUUGCUGGUGGAAUUGCUGCAGCCGUGGCUCGGAAAAAGUGAUCAAACCCUACACCUAUCUGCAAACUAUAUCAGAUGAACACGCUUCUUGAAUUCUGUUGUUUGACCGAUCUAGUCCCUGUUCAUAAAACUUUACAUUAGAUGUAAAAUGAAUGCUAGUUUAUAUUACACCAGCUUGAAGUUCUGUAUGUUUUAAAGAAAUGUCAACAUGAUGAGUUUUCUUUCUUAA
Molecule: messenger RNA, 780 nt
Organism: Rosa rugosa (rugosa rose)
Lineage: Eukaryota; Viridiplantae; Streptophyta; Magnoliopsida; Rosales; Rosaceae
Product: mitochondrial fission 1 protein A-like
Exons: 5
Coding region: 87-593 (168 amino acids)
Biological process (GO): autophagy of mitochondrion; peroxisome fission; mitochondrial fission
Cellular component (GO): mitochondrial outer membrane; peroxisomal membrane
Molecular function (GO): protein binding
Source: RefSeq, a predicted model, not a curated record